CCCCUCGCCUCUUCCCUCCUCCUUCUCCGGUCGGCCGGCUACAUUCCCUGCUACUCUUCACCACCGAGAAUCUCCGAGCUGAAAGCGACGCAGUGCGGACAAACCUCGGAUUAAAAUGGCAUCAGGUGUUACAGUAGAUGAUGAGGUCAUCAAGGUGUUCAACGACAUGAAGGUGAGAAAGUCUUCGACCCAGGACGAGGUGAAGAAGAGGAAGAAGGCGGUGCUGUUCUGCCUGAGCGAGGACAGGAAGAAGAUCAUCGUGGAGGAGGGAAAGCAGAUCCUGGUCGGGGACAUCGGGGAGACUGUGGAUGACCCCUACGGCACGUUCGUCAAGCUCCUCCCACUCAACGACUGUAGAUACGGCCUGUAUGACGCCACCUAUGAAACCAAGGAGUCCAAGAAGGAGGACCUGGUCUUCAUCUUCUGGGCGCCUGAGAACGCUCCUCUGAAGAGUAAGAUGAUCUACGCCAGCUCUAAAGAUGCCAUCAAAAAGAAGUUUACAGGUAUCAAACACGAGUGGCAGGUGAACGGGCUGGACGACAUCCAGGACCGCCAGACGCUGGCUGAGAAGCUGGGCGGGAACGUGGUGGUCUCUCUGGAGGGCAGCCCGCUGUGAUGAGGCGGCGCAGAACCGAGCGGAGCCAAGCCAACCGCUGUGCCAUCAGGACCGACGCAAAAGCCCCUCCCCCCUCACCUGACCGCUGCCGCCAUCAUUUCACCCAGCAGCUUGCUCUGUGUUUCUCCAUGUCCUGAAGGUGUUAGCGUCUUUAGGCCUCUCUGUUUUCUUUUUGUCGUUUUUUUUUUGUUCUACUUUUUUCCAACAUGAAGGAGAUCUCAUUAACAUAUGCAAACACCUCGCAGUUUGUUGCCGCGUGACGCGCGCUCACCUGGCAGAAACACAAAGAAGUACAACCACACCACCAACCCCCACUCCUCCCCAGGAAGGGUGUCUCUCUCUCCCACAGCCAGAGUUUUGCCAAAAAAAAGUCCAUGAAGGAAGCCGCCACGUUUGGGAGGAGAGCACCACGAAGCACUUCCUCUGCUGCACACGGAUCAUGCUUUUUACAUAUGAUUUAUUUAUUAUUGUACCCCGAUGGUUCCUCUCAGCUGUGUCCAAGACGUGUUGUGUUAGACUAUGCAUCCAUUKUUGUUCAAACACUAAACUUCAUGACUUUAAAUUGUGUAUCAGUGUUCCCAAGAUAAGCUCUGUUUACCUCGCAGCUGGUUCUCCUCUGGACUCCCCUCAUUUCAGGUCGCCUUACUUUCAGUUUGAAUGUACCGUCACUGCAGAGUUGGUCUACWUUUAUUUUGUAAAGAAAGCACUACAGGAAGCAGGUUUGACCCCCGUCUCCCCUCAACAGUGAGAGAUGACCCCCCCCAUCCCCCCCUCCACCUCCCUAAACAACAUCUGGAGCCUUAAAGUGGAACGUUGUUUCUGAGAUCACAGGAAGCCACUUUGCAAUAAAAGCCUGUGGCAGACA
Molecule: messenger RNA, 1481 nt
Organism: Austrofundulus limnaeus
Lineage: Eukaryota; Metazoa; Chordata; Actinopteri; Cyprinodontiformes; Rivulidae
Gene: cfl2
Product: cofilin 2 (muscle)
Exons: 4
Coding region: 116-616 (166 amino acids)
Biological process (GO): actin filament depolymerization
Cellular component (GO): actin cytoskeleton
Molecular function (GO): actin binding
Source: RefSeq, a predicted model, not a curated record